AUGUCCUUGUCAAAACCGUUUCCACUACUCCGUCUACCCAGAUUGCCUCUUUUCAAAGUUUUCAAUGGCAUCGGCGUUCGGGAACAAUUCUACCUCUCAAUAUGCUCGAGCAAAGCAAAAUAUGCUAUCAAGUUCUACAACGAUAGACAAAAGUUCUCUGUGACUUUUCAUUUUAAGGAAACCUUUGCGUUCUCCCUGAAAACCACGUACAGUGAACAUCUGAUAGACGUCCAAACCAUUUUUUUAGCCACCUGGACAGUUUUGAGCAGCGUUGCAGCGAGCUCAGGGACCUCGUGCGAAAAAAAUGUGAAACGACUUCUUUUGGUUUUGGUGGACGUGUUUAAUAUUCCUGCAAUUAGUCUGAAUUUCGAAGAAAGACCUCAGUACUUUGUGAUAGAACUCAUUUGCUUCGUUCAUUCUCUGAAGCUGAAAAUUCAAAGUUUGAAAAUCAAGUCUGAAAAAAAGGACGAUAAAAUUGUGGAAUUUGUUCUGGAUAACCGUAGGGACGCUUCUGAAGUACAUCUGGAAAUCCCAACGACUACUGGAUUUGUCUAUCAGAACAAGCCUUUGAUCCCAAAGUUCAAUUUUGACAAGCUAACAAUUAACUAUGCGGAAUGGGUGACCACGUGGCACCUAACUAAUUUAUUCAUCAAUUGCAAACAUCUGGUACUUUGCAAAUGUUCGACAGUCCAUAUCGACGUCAAUCAAUUCAUCAAAGAAUGGGCGAACGGGUCUUCUCAAUUGAGAUGGGCCAGUCUCACAUUUGAUGAUAACUUCUUCAUGUCUGGUAUUAUGAGAGGGAUAACAUGGAGAAAUGUGUCGCUGAGAAUAACGCUGUGGGGGCUAUACAUCCAUAGAGUUUAUCGCAUCGAACAACAAAAAACUGGACGGGAAGCCUAUGUUUUUACAAAUGAUCGUACCAUUGUGAUUUCUGAUUCUAUCUUCAACCUCUCCAUCUGCUCCACCAAAGCUAAAAACACUAUCAAGGCCUACACAAAGAGAUUCAAGUAUUCAACCACCUUCUACUUUCAAGAAAAUUUUACAUUUUCCCUUGGAACCGGUCCUGGCCAGAAUAUAAAGUUGGACGUGAAGACUCACAAAGACCUUUUCAAGUCACUAUUCACAUUUUUGAGAGUUUCUACAGUAACCAACUCUACAGUACCCACCUCCACCUCUUGGACGCGAUUUGAGAAUGAUGUGAAGUUAUUUCUGCUCUUUUUAAUCGAUGAUUUCCAUAAUCCAGCGGUAUCCCUAAAGUUUAAGGAUAGACGGGAUGUUUUUGUGACAGGAUUCAUUGAAUUCAUGAAUUCCCAGAAUCUAAAAAUUCACAAGUUGAAAAUCAACUCGAAAAAUGGGGAAGAUAAAGUCGUGGAAUUUGUUAUGGACCAUGCGAGACACGUCUCAGAAGUCCACCUGGGAUGUCUCACGACUUCAAGAUUUGAGUACCCAAAUAGGUGUCUCACUCCGAAAUUUAAAAUGGAAAUUCUUAGAAUUAACCAUGCGGAAUGGGUAACCACUUGGCACUUAACCAAUUUAUUCAUUAAUUGCAAACGACUAACACUUCUCGAUUGCACCUCGAGUAAUCUUCAAUUAAACCUGUUUUUCAAAAAAUGGAUAACCACGCCCUCUCGAUUACAGUACGCCGAGUUGCAAUGCUAUUCACCUUCCCUAUCAUUGGCUGGUAUUAUGACAGGGGUACCUGCAAUAAGGUUGCAGCGAGCCGUGGUGGAUGACAGAGUGCUCAACCACGCUUCUUAUCUGAUAACCCAACAAAAAACUGGAGUGAAGGCGCUCGUCUACUGGCAUCGAUUUAUAACAUUGACUACUGAUUUUGAAUUGUGA
Caenorhabditis remanei is the source of this 1842-nucleotide messenger RNA. RefSeq lists its product as uncharacterized. The transcript is spliced from 5 exons. Gene Ontology annotation, biological process: embryo development. Lineage: Eukaryota; Metazoa; Nematoda; Chromadorea; Rhabditida; Rhabditidae. The record is from RefSeq and is a predicted model, not a curated record. The coding region runs from base 1 to 1842 and encodes 613 amino acids.